AAUUUGAGUGAAAAAAGAUGAAAUAAACGGCAUGGGAAGGUUCCUUCUUGAGGUUCCUUCGGCUGAACAUAAUAGUACUUUUCAAGCUCCAAAAUGAAACAGAUACUCUUUAAUGCUACACUGUUUUGCAGAAUCUUGUUGAUGAAGGAAAAUACUUGGCCAGUUUCCUCUUUGUCUACAUGUCUUCAAGUACUGUUUUCUUGAUUGAAAAAGAACACCGCAUAGCUUGGAUUGCAAGAUUUCUAUAUAUGUAAACACAUGUAGAACAGCAAUGGAAGAAACAAGGGAAGGAAGUGAAAAGAGAAGUUGAGAAAAAUGGGUUGUUUCUUCAUACGUUCACCAAAAUUUCUCUUCUUUUACCUUUUAAUUGUUCAAUCUUUUGUCUCAGAGACAAUCUCCUUUGAAGACAAUAAGCCAACAGCCUAUGAAGUUCUCAGGGAUUUCAACUUCCCUGCUGGUCUUCUCCCAGCAGGUGUUACUGGCUAUGAUCUAGACCCUAUAACAGGUGAAUUCUCAGCUUUCUUGAAUGGUACUUGUACCUUUACUCUUGAAAGGACUUAUAAAUUGAGAUACAAGAAUACCAUUAGAGGGUAUAUUUCAAAUGGGAAGCUUGCAAGAUUGGAAGGUAUAAGUGUGAAGUUCCUUUUCUUCUGGGUUAAUGUUGUUGAAGUGUCAAGGAAUGGGGAUGAGCUUGAAUUCUCAGUAGGGAUUGCUGGUGCUGGUUUUCCUAUGGAUAGUUUUGAAGACAGCCCUCAGUGUGAAUGUAAGCUUAUAUGCAAUGAUCAGAAAGUGAGGAAGAUUAGGGAAAUCCCUUUUGUUUCUGCUUGAUUAGAACCUAAGUUUGAAAUGAGGGGAUAAUUUGAUGUAUUGAACUCUGUCACAUGAAUUUUAUUGGUGUUCAUGCUCAAUGGAAUGAAUGAAUGAAUGAUGGCUUAUUUUGUUAAA
Messenger RNA from Gossypium arboreum, 945 nucleotides. RefSeq lists its product as uncharacterized. The transcript has a single exon. The record is from RefSeq and is a predicted model, not a curated record. NCBI's taxonomy places the organism in Eukaryota, Viridiplantae, Streptophyta, Magnoliopsida, Malvales, Malvaceae. Bases 316 to 828 code for a protein of 170 amino acids.